GAGAGAAAUAGACAAAUAGAUUUAUUAGUUUAUCAACUCUCUCUCUACAACUAAGCAAGAAAAGAUGUCUAUGGAAGAUUCUCAGCCAUUGUUUGUAAUCGACAACCCUUUUACAACUAAAAAGCGUAAAUCGACAACAAAAAUCGAUGAUGCACUGGUAGAGAAAAAAAAGAAGUAUGACUUAGUCAUAUCGAAGGAUGAAUCCUCGUUUAAAAGUAUCCCACCGUAUUCGAUAUACAUAUCGCAUGGGUUUAACCUGGAAAUUAAAGAAUUCAGACAACAGUAUUAUAUAUGUUUAGCGAAAACAACUGCUAAAGGCGAGAUACAGAAUAGAUUCAACAUCCCGGUAAAAGAAGUUAAAUUUUUAUUCAAGCUUUGAACACAGUUCAAAAAUAUCUGGAAGAUUUCAUUUGAAUAAAUGAAAAUCUAUGCGUAAGUAAUUUUUUUAAUAUAAUGUUUUUUAAAAAAUUAUGUAAUUUAAUUGAUUUUUUUUUUUAAAAAUAGAAUUAUUGCGAACG
Messenger RNA from Centruroides sculpturatus (bark scorpion), 518 nucleotides. RefSeq lists its product as uncharacterized. NCBI's taxonomy places the organism in Eukaryota, Metazoa, Arthropoda, Arachnida, Scorpiones, Buthidae. The transcript has 2 exons. Bases 65 to 379 code for a protein of 104 amino acids. The record is from RefSeq and is a predicted model, not a curated record.